This is a messenger RNA of Cloeon dipterum, 2047 nucleotides long. Its product is annotated as multiple epidermal growth factor-like domains protein 11. NCBI's taxonomy places the organism in Eukaryota, Metazoa, Arthropoda, Insecta, Ephemeroptera, Baetidae. The record is from RefSeq and is a predicted model, not a curated record. Bases 58 to 1812 code for a protein of 584 amino acids. The transcript has 6 exons. Gene Ontology annotation, molecular function: scavenger receptor activity.
GCGGCACGCACGCACUCAGCAGCCAGAAACGCUCUCGGUCGAAGAGUACCUUUCGAGAUGGGCACCGUGACGGUCUCACUGUUGUUGCUGCUGGUGUUGGUGUCCGCCUUGGCCGCCGAGCCGUGUCCGGCGGGACGCACCGGCGAUAACUGCGCCACUGAGUGCGACCAGGGCUUCUUUGGACAGGACUGUGCCGCUGAGUGCAACUGUGUCCACGGCAAGUGCGAUCCCGUGACCGGACAAUGCUCCUGUCUCGCAGGCUGGGAAGGCGUUAGCUGCGAGCAUCCGUGCGGGAACAGUUUUUACGGCACCGGCUGCGAGUUCAAGUGUCCCGACUGCCAAAACGGCGGCGUCUGCAACCCCGUGAACGGCACCUGCCUCUGCCCCAGCGGCUUCACGGGCGUCCACUGCCAGGACGCGUGUCCGGCCCGCAUGUUUGGACAGCAGUGCCGCCACCGUUGCGAAUGCGACUGGGACAACACCGAGAGCUGCGACCACGUGACUGGACACUGCAAGUGCAAAUCUAGCUUCCAUGGAUUUUCAUGUGAGAGCGUAUGCAAAAUUGGCAAGACGAGCUCAAAUUGCAAUUCAAACUGUCCUUGCGCGCGAGGGGCGUCAUGCACGAAAUCCUACUUCACCAAGAGAGCAAAAUGCAAAUGCCCGGCCGGUAAAAAGGGCGAAACCUGCGACAAACUGUGCGACAACGGGAGAUAUGGUUAUGGCUGCAAGGAACGCUGCCCGAAACACAAAGGAAUCGUUGGCAGCUGCGACCCCGAGACGGGCGAGGUGAGCUGCGCGCCAGGUUUCUCAGGACCGCUCUGUGUGCAUCCCUGUCCCGACGGCAAGUUUGGAGAAGACUGUGAGAACACCUGCGAGUGCCGGAAUGGAGAAUGCCAUCAUGUAACAGGCGAGUGCAUCUGCCAGCCGGGCUGGGAGGGCAGCGACUGCGCGAGCCAGUGCCCCGCCGGCCGAUUCGGUCUGCGCUGUAGCCAAAAGUGCAUGUGCCAGUCGGUGACCGAGUGCGACCCUCAGACCGGUCGCUGUCUGUGCCCGCCGGGCAAGACCGGCCCCGAGUGCGAGUCCGACUGCCCCAAGGGCCGGUGGGGCAACGACUGCGCGCGUGAGUGCGAGUGCAGCAACGGCGCCGAGUGCGAUCCGCAGACCGGCCACUGCUCCUGCAGCCACGGCUACACCGGCCAUAAGUGCGACCUGGUGUGUCCGGCGGACAAGUUCGGCGCCAACUGCUCGCAGCAGUGCGAGUGCAAGAACGGCGCCGAGUGCGACUCCGUCAGCGGCAAUUGCUCCUGUGCGGCGGGCUGGAGCGGCGCCGACUGCUCCGAGAGCUGCCCAUCCGACACGUACGGCGAGGGGUGCAUCUCGCGGUGCCUGUGUGAGAAUGGGGCCGAGUGUGACCCCGUGGACGGCGCCUGCAACUGCCCCGCCGGCUGGACGGGCCGCUUCUGUAAUGAGCUGUGCUCAGACAACACGUGGGGCGUCGACUGCGCCAAUGAGUGUCUGCUAAACUGCACCAACGAGGCCUCCUGCUCCAACGAGGACGGCUCCUGCAUUUGCAAGGAUGGAUUUGAAGGCGAGCUGUGCGAGUUGAUAGUGUCCCCUGCAGCAUCUCAGGACGGUUCGGAUUCGGGCUCGUCCGUAGGUGGAGUAAUCGCGUUUGUUGUGUUUGCGGUGAUCGUCGCAGCGAUUGCGAUAGGCGCCUUCUUAUUCUUGCGGAGAAGAAAAGAAGAGUUCCGAGUUUCCGAAGGUUACAGCAAGACUGCCACCAGCGAAGUUGCGAACGGCGCAGCGAUUUGAACGUCAAAGAGCUGACGUGAGGUGAUUGCUAAUAGCUGCGCUUGGUGUUUUUCCCAACAAUGUACAAAACAUAAUGCUUGAAUUACGCGAACCAGAAUAUUUUUGAAAAGAACAAUCGGCAAAAAAUUCCCAGGUUAAAAUGAAUGAGACGCGAUAGAGUACUUGCGUGUGCCAAACUGUAUAAAGUUGUGAAUAUAUUAUAUUUAAAAAUAAAGAUACGUUUAUUUGAUAAAAA